Messenger RNA from Oryzias latipes (Japanese medaka), 1151 nucleotides. It is a transcript of the gene fsaf1, whose product is annotated as 40S small subunit processome assembly factor 1. The record is from RefSeq and is a predicted model, not a curated record. Lineage: Eukaryota; Metazoa; Chordata; Actinopteri; Beloniformes; Adrianichthyidae.
GGGUCAAAAAUACAUAUCACACAGACUCCCUCGCGUGCGCCCAUGCAUCACAACAAGAACACAUUUUUUUCUGUAAAACAAUUGACUUUGUGCUCGUAGAAAUGAGCUCGGGUUCAGGGGAAAGAGGGGACCCGCAUUCGUGGUGUCUUGAACGUCUGCUGGAUGCUGUUUACGACUUCGGGCCAGCUGAGAAAAAGAAACCCAAGAAGAAGAAGAAACGAAAAAGGUGUGAAGAAGAAGAGGAGGAGGAGUUAACAGGAUUGCAGGAGAAUUUAAAUAAGUGCACAGAAAUUGGAGCAGAAGAUGGACAGAAACACAAAAUGAAUGAACCAGGUCCAAACGUCCAGCAGGAGAAGCAGGUGGAGGUGGUGACCUUCCAGGACCCAACGAAGAAACGGAAGAGCCGUCAGGCUCUCGCUCAGGGAAAACCAGCACUUCAGGCUCCUCAGGUCGUAGAGAAGAGAGAAUCGUCACCCGUGGAGCUCAGCUUGGAAAAGGCUCGCCUGGAGGUCCACCGCUUCGGAAUCACGGGCUACAAGAAGGAGCAGCAGCGGGUUUUCGAGCAGGACCGGGCGGUGAUGCUGGGAGCCAAGCCUCCAAAGAGGGAAUACGUGAACUACAAAACCCUGCAGCAGCAAAUCCAGGAGAAGAAGCAGAAGGCAAAGGAGGAGCCUCAGCCGGACACCAAGAAAAAGAAAAAGCUAAGUCAAAGAGAUAACAAGAAGAAGAAAAAAGGAGCCGCUGGUUCUGCUGCUUCAGCAUCGGGUCAGGUCGGCCGCUUCAAGAACGGCAUGUUGAUCCUGAGCUCCAAGGAGAUCCAGAAAAUCAAAGGCCGGAGAUAAAGGAAAAGAGGUUAGAGGAUUAAUCCAGUAAAACUGCAGCUGCAUUCGCACCAACAACCCGAAAUGGAACCCAAGACUUUUUCAUGUUUUUCUCCAAAUGGACCCUGAAUGCAACGCUCCACAAAAAAACAACAUUUUUAAUUUUAUCACAGUUAAUUUAUUGGCUUCAUUAUAAAUGACAAAAAAAGACAUUUUUGUUUUGACACUCGUUUUUUUCCUGCAUUCUUGAUGUACAAACCAUGUAUUUAUACAAAACUUCUACAUCAGGGGAUUGAAAUGAAUAAAGGUUUUUAUGUAAAAGACUUUAAA